Molecule: messenger RNA, 5205 nt
Organism: Pteropus alecto (black flying fox)
Lineage: Eukaryota; Metazoa; Chordata; Mammalia; Chiroptera; Pteropodidae
Gene: SLC30A4
Product: solute carrier family 30 member 4
Exons: 8
Coding region: 167-1456 (429 amino acids)
Biological process (GO): response to zinc ion; zinc ion transmembrane transport
Cellular component (GO): plasma membrane
Molecular function (GO): zinc ion transmembrane transporter activity
Source: RefSeq, a predicted model, not a curated record
CGAGCCGGCUGGGGGCGAGGAGAUGAGCGGCGGCCCCGCGGCAGCGCCCCAGGAUGGGGAGGGAUGCGCGGCAGUGCCAUCGGAAACUGGCGCUCCGGUGAAGUAGGAGCCGCCGGCCGUCCGCCUGCACCGAGCCGUUCAGCGCCGCGGCCGCACGGCCUCUGCCAUGGCCGGAUCGGGCGCGUGGAAGCGCCUCAAAUCUCUGCUGAGGAAGGAUGAUGCGCCUCUGUUUUUGAAUGACACCAGCGCCUUCGACUUCUCUGACGAGGUUGGGUACGAGGGGCUUUCUCGAUUUAAUAAACUUCGAGUUGUGGUGGCCGAUGAUGGCUCUGAAACCCCGGAAAGGCCUAUUAACGGGGCACACGCAGCCCUCCAGGGCGACGAUGAUUCCCUACUGGACCAGGACUUACCUUUGACCAAUAGCCAGCUGAGUUUGAAGGUGGACCCUUGUGACAACUGCAGCAAACGGAGAGAGUUGCUGAAGCAGAGAAAGGUGAAAACCAGGUUGACCAUUGCUGCCGUUCUGUACUUGCUUUUCAUGAUUGGAGAACUUGUAGGUGGAUACAUUGCAAAUAGCCUAGCAAUCAUGACAGAUGCGCUUCAUAUGUUGACUGAUCUAAGUGCUAUCAUACUGACCCUGCUUGCUUUGUGGCUGUCUUCCAAAUCACCAACGAAAAGAUUCACCUUUGGAUUUCAUCGCUUAGAGGUUUUGUCAGCUAUGAUUAGUGUGCUGUUGGUGUAUAUACUUAUGGGAUUCCUCCUAUAUGAAGCUGUCCAAAGAACUAUCCAUAUGAAGUAUGAAAUAAAUGGAGAUAUAAUGCUCAUUACCGCAGCUGUUGGAGUUGCAGUUAAUGUAAUAAUGGGGUUUCUGUUGAACCAGUCUGGUCACCAUCACGCCCAUUCCCACUCCCUGCCUUCAAAUUCUUCUACCACAGGUUCUGGGUGUGGACACAACCAUGGCCAGGAUAGCCUGGCAGUGAGAGCUGCAUUUGUACAUGCUUUGGGGGAUUUGGUACAGAGUGUUGGUGUGCUAAUAGCUGCAUACAUCAUACGAUUCAAGCCAGAGUACAAGAUUGCUGAUCCCAUCUGUACAUAUGUAUUUUCAUUACUUGUGGCUUUUACAACAUUUCGCAUCAUAUGGGACACAGUAGUUAUAAUACUAGAAGGUGUACCAAGGCAUUUGAAUGUAGACUAUAUCAAAGAAGCUUUGAUGAAAAUAGAAGAUGUACAUUCUGUGGAAGAUUUAAAUGUCUGGUCUCUCACUUCAGGAAAACCCACUGCCAUAGUGCACAUACAGCUAAUUCCUGGAAGUUCAUCUAAAUGGGAGGAAGUACAGUCCAAAGCAAAGCAUAUGUUAUUGAACACAUUUGGCAUGUAUAAAUGUACUAUUGAGCUUCAGAGUUACAGGCAAGAAGUGGACAGAACUUGUGCAAAUUGUCGGAGUUCCAGUUCCUAAUUUUAGAUGUUUGGGGGACUACUGCCUUAUUUAUCCUGCAGUCACAGACUUGAGAGCAAUAAAUGCACACCUAAAUAAGAAAGUAGACUCCCUGACAGCUGUGUCCAUGUCAUGCACCGGUCUUACAGUCAGCCCAGUAGUUCUAGUUUCUGUUUAAUGGUAAAAUGAGACUUCAUCAUGGUUUUCAAAUGAAGAUAUUUCCAAAACACGGUUUACAGAAUGAGACGUGAUUCUACAGUUACCUCAUAGAAGACAAUCCAAGACCAUACUUUAUUAAUUAUGACAGAGUACAUGUCUUAAAGGAAGCAUCAAGAGUUCUGUGUUUGCAUUUAAAAGUCCUUUUCAAAGACCGUUUUAUAUCAAGCCAGUGCUGGAAAACUGAAUUUUUUUUUUAACAUAAUCUUGACACCCAGCUUCUGGAAUUUGCCACCAAGCUCUUUUUUUACAAAAAUUAUUUCUCAACUGAUUUCAGAAAGUACUAGUAAUUAUCCAGAGUGGAAUAAGCAUGUAUUCCUAAGUGUUUCAGAAAUGUUUUAUUUUACAAAUAAGUCUUAAUGUUAUAGUUAUACUUUAUGAACAACUUUUUCCAGUUGCUACAGGGUUUUAAAUCUCAAAGUUAAUGUUAUUGGUUAUUUGUAAUCUUAUCAGAACCAAAUCUUUACAUUUUGUGGUCACUGUCAUGAAAUUAUUUAGGAAAUAUUAGGAAUAAUAUUUUCAGUGUUAUUCUAAAUGGCAGAGAAGUUGAACUCAAAUUACUAUAUGAUAAUUUAAACAAAAUAUAAGAGCAAGGACAGAGGAUGGAGUUUCAGAUCUAAGUCUUCCUGAAAUCACUUUUAUUCUUCAUGGAAUUUAUCUUUACUUAAGAAUAACAGAGACUGCAAAAUGUAAAUGAUGAUGCUCUGUCUUUUUAAAAACUGCCUUACGCUUUGUACCAAAAGUUUGCCUGGUACUUUGCUCCCUGCCGCCAUACCAGUUCGUGUGUGUGUGCCCUUUCAGGGCAGAACUCUGGAGGGCUGAGGUUUCGUUUGUGAUACCCACCUCUCACAGCGGGGAUUAACCACAUUCCUCCAGAGAGAAUUUCUGUUUGAUGACAUAGGUUAGGGAUUCUCCAUGGACUCCAGAAACCCUAAAAUAUAAUUUUGAAGUUUUUUAAUAAUACCAUAGUAGCAAUGCUCAAAGGGAUUGGGGGAAGAGAAAACAAAAACUUCAGGGGUUUUUGACUCUGUGUUUGUGUGUGUGUUAAAGCACUGAAAUAGGGUGGAUUAAAUGUGUUGUAGGGAGGCUAAGCAUGUUUCCAAACUGAAGGCAACCUAAUUGGUAACAGUUUAAUUAAAGAGGCAACCAUGAAUAUUCAUGUUUCAUUUUGCGGUUGGUUUUGAGAUUAUCUUUAUGUACAUGAGGAGUCCAUUCAAAGUAAACGUGUACCACACAAGUUGAGCCAAAAUCCUUGAUAGGUGUGUGGAUGACUUAGAACAUAAAUGAAGGAAACAUUUCAACUUUCUACCAAGUACCUCGCUAUAAGUAAACCUAAGAUAAAACCUGAAUUUACCUAAAAGAUUAUUAAGAGUUGAUGGUAUCCAACAAAAGAAUUGAUAUGGGUUAAUGGCACCUUAUAAAGCCCAGUGUUUAUUGAAUUGAGUUGAAAAAUGUAUGGGAUUCUUACUAUGAAUCCAUUUAAAAUAAUGAUUUUAAUUUUUCAAAAAUCAAAAGCAAAUAAACUGGUUAAAUCAAAAUAGUCAAAUAUAGAAGGCAAGUAAGAAUAACAGAGGCAUUUCAGUGCACAUCUGGGCAUUUAUGGAUUUGGGUACCUACCAAGAGAAAAGACUAUUCAUUGUAUUAUCAUAGAUUUUCCCAUAUUUGCAGUUGUUUCUCGUAUCUACUAAGCUUGUUUCUUGUAAACUUUCCUUUUUCUUAAAUAGGUAUAUCUGACUUUUCACAUUGACCUGUUCCUUGAAAAGUUUUGGGUAAAACAAUCUAAAAUCCACUUGAGGAUUGAAAAGGAUCCUUUUGUAAAAUGCAGAAACACUGAAAACUUUUGUAAAUCUUAAUUAUCAUGUUCUGUUUAAAAUGAGGUACACAUGAAGUUUCCUGUGCUUUGUUUUUUGUAGCAAGUACAGAUUUUGUACUUAUACUUUACUAAGUCUGUGAAAUAUGAGAAUUCAUAGAUUUAACUGUAACUUGACAAAAGCCACAGAGAAGGAUGUGAACCUCGCAGAUAGGAGCAGGGACUGCACAGUUUCUGACACAGAGCAUUUGGUGUGCCGUCACCUACAACCAGGAAUUAUGCUCCUCACCCAGCUCUCAGAGAAACAGCUCUCCAUUGUCCUUUGGGAAGCUGUGGCUGAGUGUGGAUAAACAUCUAGCAUUGUUCCUUUUUCCCCUGGGAAAACAGAUCCCAACAUAAAAACUGGGCAGUUUUUCAGUGCGGUGUGUUUUAAUUAACAUUUGCAAAUAAUCAGAGUUACUUGUGUUCAUAAACCUGUGUUUCACAACUCUGGCCAGAUGCAACCUUUUGAUUAAUUUUAGGAAAAGUGCUAUUGUUUCAUUAUCGACUGAGCUGCCUUGGAAAUAAAAUGUGGGGAAUGUAGUUAAAUAAGGCAUAUUUCAGAGAGCUUUGAAAUGCAGAACCACCAGUGACUAAUUCCCACGUACAUUUUCCAUUAGCUAUGCGUUGUAUAAUGUGAGUCCAGAUUCUCACAACUUGUAUUGUUUCCCAAUCAGUAUUAUUUGCCAAAUCACAGGAUUUCUUAUUUUGCUGUUUCUUUUGCAACUUUGGAUGCUUUAUUUCCAUUUUCUAAAACAAAGUUGCCUGCUCCGAGGAGUCCCAGUGUUCUGGUUCUGUCUCUUGAACCCAGAAAUUUUUCUGUUGACUGUACCUCACACAUAGUAAAUGUAAAAUUAUAGAAUGUGUUCCUAGGUAUUAGUUCAUGUGGUUCAGUUUGUUUUUGAACCAAACUUAGCUCAUGAGCCUAUUGGGUAUUAGUCACAAAUGGAUAGUGACACCUUGCAAUAGGCUGUGUUGAGGGGAGGCAAGUCUGAUCUCCAAAUAAUUGAUUAACCAAAAUACCAUUGGCAAACCCUAAAUAGAGUUCUGUCGUGUGAAUCCCACCAGACAGGGCUUCAGAUUUGUUUUACAGAUCACCGGUCAGGAAAAUUGUUUGUGACGUCGGUAGGAGCAUGUAAAUUGGACAGAAGAAAUUGUGGGAGUUUCUUCAGUAUUGAAUUGUGUGUGUGCAUUCAAGCCAGCCUGUCAUUGAAUUCUUGCUUACAAAGGAUCUAACUUGUUUUUCGAAUCAUAUUGUGGGGACCAACAAUUUCUGAUUUUUGGUAAGACUGGAAAACAUCUAUGGAGACUUUCCCAGUUAAAUCUCUGACAGUGUCAAUUUAAAUACUGCAAUUAAGUGUGUUCUGAAAUAGCUACAACACAAAAUUGAAAAGUGACAGUAAGUCCUCUUUACACUUGGAAGAUACUGUACAUCUGGAAACCUUAUGCUUCUCUAAAUAAAUGUUAUUAAGCCAUAUCACAGUUUAAGAAAUUGUAUAUGCUUUUCGAUAUACCCCUUCAGAAACCAGGUAUUUUGCAUAUGAUUGAUUUUAGAAAGAUUUUGAAGCUGGGGUUUGUCCAUGUAAUUUAAAAUCAAAGUAUAGUAUAUGUAUAUAUACUGUAUUUGCAAUUUUUAAAUUGUAAUUUCCUAUACACUUAUUACAGUAUUGUUUUUCCAUGUGGUUUAUUAAAAAAUGAAAAUGUA